Cryptococcus wingfieldii CBS 7118 is the source of this 171-nucleotide messenger RNA. RefSeq names its product ribosomal protein L33. Lineage: Eukaryota; Fungi; Basidiomycota; Tremellomycetes; Tremellales; Cryptococcaceae. Gene Ontology annotation, molecular function: structural constituent of ribosome. Gene Ontology annotation, biological process: translation. The coding region runs from base 1 to 171 and encodes 56 amino acids. The record is from RefSeq and is a predicted model, not a curated record. Gene Ontology annotation, cellular component: ribosome; mitochondrion. The transcript has 3 exons.
AUGGCCCCAAAAGCGAAAGCCAGGCGAAUCUUGGUCAAGCUCGUAUCCACCGCCCUUACGGGCUCAUUCUACACCACAUCCAGAGUCAGGGUUGGUGACAAGCUCGCAAAGAUCAAGUAUGAUCCCAUCGUGAAGAAACACGUCCUCUUUACCGAAGCAAAGAUCAAAUAG